AUGGAAGCACCACAAGCACAGGAGGAUGUGCAAUGCAAAGACAAUUUGCUUAUACAUAGCAUUGUUACAACACCAACAACAUGGAAACAAGACAUUACACGUGAAAUGUUCAACAAAGAAAGUGUCAAGGAAUUCAAAUUGAGGAUGAUUUAUUAUGCUCCGGCCAAUUAUCUAAUACUGCCGGUGGUACCUGAUGAAGGAUCUGAGAGUAAGAGUCAAGAAGCAGGAACUUGUUUGUUUGAUUCUGUAGCAAGAAGAAUUGGCGUAUCGGGAGGAGGAGGUUCAAGAAUAAAGCAGUUGUAUUUAGGCGAAGAAACAACUAGUAUGUCUUCUCUCAAGGCACCUUUGCUUCCUAAUUACUUUUUUUUUUUUUAA
Messenger RNA from Papaver somniferum (opium poppy), 375 nucleotides. RefSeq names its product vesicle-associated protein 1-2-like. The transcript has a single exon. Lineage: Eukaryota; Viridiplantae; Streptophyta; Magnoliopsida; Ranunculales; Papaveraceae. Bases 1 to 375 code for a protein of 124 amino acids. The record is from RefSeq and is a predicted model, not a curated record.